Molecule: messenger RNA, 2642 nt
Organism: Neltuma alba
Lineage: Eukaryota; Viridiplantae; Streptophyta; Magnoliopsida; Fabales; Fabaceae
Product: monosaccharide-sensing protein 2-like
Exons: 5
Coding region: 427-2490 (687 amino acids)
Biological process (GO): transmembrane transport
Cellular component (GO): membrane
Molecular function (GO): transmembrane transporter activity
Source: RefSeq, a predicted model, not a curated record
UGAAGGGUGAAACAAAAAGAAAGGAAAAGAGAGAAACGAAUUUGACGUUUAACUGAUUCAGUUCUAGAGUCACCACAAGCAUGCAAGAGGCUCGCGAGAAAUUUGGGUUUCUUUCUUUCAUUUCUAAAUUUAAUAUCUUGAAAGGAAAGGAAGUUCUGUUACAGUUGAAAAGUGAGAGAAUGAGAGCUUGAGCCUAAUUUGAUAUCUGGGAGAAAUACUUGAUAUGUGGGUUUACAUGUUAGAUCUGGAAAUUGGCGUGUCGUUCAAAUAUGCUGGACUACUCCUCGUCCUUUUGAUGCAGUUCUGGAUUUGCUCAUUAACUGCGGAUCUCAGUUUCGAUCUUCUUUAAGAAGCAGUGAUAAUAAUUUUGGUCUUUGUUUUUUUUUCUUUUUCUUUUUGAUACUCUAGUCUUCUGAGAGAGGGAAAAUGAGGGAAGUUGUGAUAGUCGCAAUUUCUUCUACACUUGGGAAUAUGUUGAUCGGGUGGGAUAGUUCUUCCCUUGCAGGGGGCAUGUCUUACAUCAAGAAAGAAUUCACGUUAGAUCCCAAAAUGGAAGGAAUGAUUGUCUCCAUGACGUUCCUUGCCGGAACAGUGAUGACGACACUCGCAGGAACGGCCAGCGACAUGUUCGGACGACGUACGAUGCUAAUAAUCUCGUCAGCAACAUUUAUCUUGAGCGCUCUGGUAAUCCUAUGGGCUCCUAACGUUUACGUAAUUCUAAUCGCGAGGUUACUGAGCGGCUUGGCCAAUGCCCUCGCCGUCACUCUCACUCCUCUCUACAUAUCGGAGAUCUCACCGCCGGACAUCAGGGGCCUACUCACGACGGCGACGCAGUUUUCUUGUUCAUCCGGAAUGUUCUUGGCUUACUGUUUGGUAUUUUCCAUGUCGUUAAUGGAGUCGCCUAGUUGGAGAAUCAUGCUUGGGAUUAUUGGUCUACCUGCUUUGGCUUAUUUCCUGGUUACUGUGUUCUAUCUUCCUGAAUCUCCUCGCUGGCUUGUCACCAAAGGUCGACUUGGUGAUGCCAGGACGGUCUUGCAACGUAUCCGUGGCACUCAGGAUGUUUCAGGCGAGUUAGCUUUGUUAGUGGAGGGUCUAAGCCCGGGGGGUGAAUCCACAAGCUUAGAAGAAUACAUAGUAGCACCAGCCAGCGAAGUGACUGUUCCCAUGGAAGCCACCAGAGAUUGUAUCAAACUAUACGAGCCCAACGAAGGAGCCUUAUCAAUGGUGGCGGCUCCAGUAAAUGCACAGGGAAGCGGCAUGGUGUUGUCACGGUCCGUAUCUCGCCAAGCAAGCAUCAGCCAAAGCCCUAAUAUUAUCAAGGACCCAAUCGUCAAUCUCUUCGGAAGCAUGCACGGCGACAACGCCUCCGAGACCCCCGUGCAGGGAAGCGGCCUCAACCUCACUGAACCCACCGGAACCAGCGACUACCUUCAGCUUCACACUCCAUUGUUACUCUCACGCCAAGCUAGUGCCACAGACAGGUCUCAGGCAGUCGUAAACAAGAACACAGACAUAGGUGGAGGAUGGCAAUUGAUGUAUAAAGAAGCAGGUCAUCACCAGUAUCAGAGAGUGUAUUUGCAUGCAGAGGCAGGAGGAGGAGGAGGGGUUGGGAUUUCACAGUCACAAAGAGCUUCGUUUAUUUCGGGUUCAGGGUUGGAUUUGACUAUGGAGGGGGAAGCGGCGGCGUUCCCGGCGUCGGCACUGGUGAGCAUGUCGGCUCUUGGGACUAGCAAGGACGUAGCCAAAGCCAUGAAUGAUAUAAAUACUGUUAAACCCAAUGCUUGGACACCCGGCGUCAGGCGUGCCUUGGUUGUUGGAAUUGGACUUCAAGUUCUUCAGCAGGCCGCUGGCAUAAAUGGGUUUCUGUACUAUGGACCUCAAGUUCUUGAGAAGGCAGGAAUAGGCGCUCUUCUCGCCAAUUUGGGCUUUUCUGCAACAUCUGCCUCGUUACUUGUUAAUGUCGUCAUCACAUUCUGCAUGCUUCCUUGUAUAGGUAUUUCCAUGAAGCUCAUGGACAUUGCGGGCAGAAGGUCAAUAAUGCUGUACACAGUGCCCAUUCUGAUAGUGUGUCUGGUGGUGCUCGUGGUACGUGACUACAUGCACCUAAGUUCUGUGGUGAACGCAGCGAUAACUGCUCUGAGUGUAAUAGUGUACGAGAGCGUAUUCUGCAUGGGAUUUGGAGUGAUUCCCAACAUCAUGUGUGCAGAAAUCUUCCCUACCAGUGUUCGAGGAAUCUGCAUUUCUAUAUGUUGUGUUUCGUUCUGGAUCUCAACCUUGAUCCUCACUUCUGUUUUCCCUUCGUUGCUUCAAUUGGUUGGUCUUUCUGGUGUGUUUGGAAUGUUUGUUGUUGGGUGCAUCGUGUCUUGGCUCUUUGUUUACUUCAAAGUCCCUGAAACUAAAGGCAUGCCUCUGGAAGUCAUCACUGAGUUCUUCGCCAUUGGUGCUAGCCCUAGUUCUGAUAUUUCUACUUUUGCUGGAACCGGAAACUGAACUCGUCCAGUUCAUCGUGUGAGUGUGUCGUUUGAUUGAGAAGAGUGAUGUACGUAAUCUUCUUUUCUUUCCGUAACUGUACAAGGCACAAUUGAUCUAUGUAUACAUAUAUGACUCGACAUCUGAUGAUGAAGUUUUUUGGAACAUUGGUA